Molecule: messenger RNA, 2274 nt
Organism: Penicillium coprophilum
Lineage: Eukaryota; Fungi; Ascomycota; Eurotiomycetes; Eurotiales; Aspergillaceae
Product: transcription factor TFIIIC subunit TFC6
Exons: 1
Coding region: 1-2274 (757 amino acids)
Biological process (GO): transcription by RNA polymerase III
Cellular component (GO): transcription factor TFIIIC complex
Molecular function (GO): protein binding
Source: RefSeq, a predicted model, not a curated record
AUGCCUUCUGGCCGCAGGUCUGGACGCUUUAAAGGCCCCAGGGCCGUCUACGUUGAUGAUCCAUUCAAGGCAGCUGGGAUCAGUGAUGAUGAGGAUUCCAGCAAGCUGGAAAGCCUUGUCAAGGGGAAAAAGAAGCGCGCCCAAACAGAGGAUUCAGCCUCAGACAAUGAAUUUGUCGCUGGUUCAGGCGAAGAAGCCGAAGAGGACAUUGACGAAGAAGAGGACCUAGAAGACGAUCCUGAAGUGGGGCCAGAAGAGGAAAUGGGAUCAGAACCUGAUGCCUCUGACCCCGAAGAAAUGGAGAUCGACGGCAUCAAGAAUACUCCCAGGAAAGAGCGUCCAGGUCGUUCAACAUCGCACCUAUACGAUGCAAACUUUAAGAAGCGAAGAGCCGAUGGCACAGUUGUGCCAGCUGAUGAAGAGACACACAUCCGCGGCAUCAUCGAGCCCAGAGAUCAUUUGUCCAAAGGCACUUAUUACAGUCUCACUUUCGGUUCCGACGAUCGGGAUCUGAUGCCAGCAGUCCACUUUCGAAUGCGAUGGAACAAGGGCAUAGAUGCGGUCUUUCCAUCUCGCUUCACCUUGGAUGAUACGGAGAAGAAGCCUGAAUAUCUCUACGGGCCCACGUUUGGGGUUCACCCAGAUGAUGUUAUGCGAGAAAGCACCCAUGGGUGGGACUGGUACUACAACCGGGAUAUUGGUGAGAGAUUUCGGAAAAGACAGCGCGUUGAAACGAUUGAAGAGUCGCGGGCGUCCCAAAACUACCUCCCCCAACCAGAUACGCGAAAGCAUGGAAUUUUACUGGGUCCGCAUGACAACCAACAAGUCUUCGAGCUAGGAUAUCAUGAGUCUUUUGACUUUGGAAAAGCCUGGGAAAAACCAGGCUCCAAAGCAGACGAGUCAAAAAAUGGGACCAAAAGAAUUCGGGAAGGUUGGAUGUUAAACAUCGGCCAAAAGGCAAAUUGCAUGGCUUGGGCCCCAAACCAGAAUGGUACAACGCAGUACCUUGCUGUGGCUGCGCCGAUCACAGAAACUCAAAAAAACCAAUACAGAUCAGAAGAAAGUGAGCCCAUCUCAUCGUUUCAACCCUCACAGCCUUUUCCUAGCGCUCUACAAAUCUGGGAAUUCAAAGGCAAACCGAGUGAGACCCUUACAAUGACACUUGAUAUGGACUCCGAGCCCCGGCUUCGACAAGUCUUGUGUGCUGACUGGGGGGACCUGAGGCGCAUGGUAUGGUGUACUUUGCCCCGGACCGAACGAGUGGAAGACGAAAAAGAAGAAAAGGAAUCUAUUGGUUUACUCGCCACAAUAUGGGGGGAUGGAACUGUCAGAGUUCUGGAUAUCAAAACAGGCAGGGGAUCACAAGAAACAGAAUUCCGUGAGUGUCCCUUUUGUGAGGGUUUUACGAGUCCCGCUAAUGUGCAAGAUAUAGUCAAAAUAAAAUCCCCUGCGUUUGAGGCAAGACCGGCAUCAACAGUCUGCACAUGUGUCACAUGGCUAUCCCCUACUGAGAUUGCAGUGGGCUGCGGUAAUGGCUUUGUGGCUAUCUGGAAUAUCGAGCCUACCUCUGAAUCUGAACCCCUACCUUACCUCUAUCAGCCAAUCCACGCCACCUAUAUACUCAAUAUCACAUCGGCAUACCCGGUUCAUCCACAACUAAUCGUCACUGUUUCUAUGGAUGGUGAAACGAGGAUGUGGUCAGCCCUAGAUCCAAUCAGGGAAAUGACCUCGACGGGCCGCAUGCGAGGGGCCUCUCCCCACAUCAGCUAUUCCCCCAUCUGCCAGUCUGUUGUCGGCGGAGAUGAGAACGAAUUUGCUCGUAUCAUUCCAAUUCGACGGUUUUUCACCACCACCACCAUUGCGCGGCUCAGCAGCGUAGUCUCGGCCAUGGCGCAAUGCAGUACUCAUCACCCCUGUGCCCUAUUUGGCAGUGCCGCAGGCGAGGUCGUAGGAACAAAUCCCUUCCGACGAGUUGUUUACAACAAGGAGCAAAUCUGGCAGCAGAUAUGGUUCACGCAUGAAUGGAUUCCAACUUCCAAAACGGACACUCUGGGCACCAGUCGAUUCCUUGACGGAUACCGGGCUGAGAACCAGAAGCUGGCAACCCACAAGCUGUACGAGACUAAUCCUGUCAGUGGGAUGGGGACUUCGACAGUUUACGAAGAAAAUACCCACGUCACAGCCCUUGGGUGGAACCCCAACCGCCAUUGUGCAGCCUGGGCCAGCGCUGCGCUGGGGUGUGGAUUGGUGAGAGUAGAAGAUCUUGCCGUCUAG